Molecule: messenger RNA, 2089 nt
Organism: Suncus etruscus (white-toothed pygmy shrew)
Lineage: Eukaryota; Metazoa; Chordata; Mammalia; Eulipotyphla; Soricidae
Gene: PRKAB1
Product: protein kinase AMP-activated non-catalytic subunit beta 1
Exons: 7
Coding region: 117-929 (270 amino acids)
Biological process (GO): signal transduction
Cellular component (GO): cytoplasm; nucleus; nucleotide-activated protein kinase complex
Molecular function (GO): protein kinase binding
Source: RefSeq, a predicted model, not a curated record
GGGAGCGCGUUACUCGCGGAGCACUUUAGGACCGCACCUCGUCCCGGCCGCCUUCCCGGCCUCGACCCCGCACCCGAGCCCAGCUCCGGGAACCCCGCCCACCCCAGCGCCCCGCCAUGGGCAACACGACGAGCGAGCGCGCCGGCCUGGAGCGCCAGGGCGGGCACAAGGCGCCCCGCAGGGACAGCGCGGGGGGCGCCAAGGACGGCGACAGGCCCAAGAUCCUCAUGGACAGCCCCGAGGACGCCGACCUCUUCCACGCCGAGGGGGUCAAGGCCCCCGAGAAGGAGGAAUUCCUGGCCUGGCAGCACGACCUGGAAGUGAGUGACAAAGCUCCUGCCCAGGCCCGGCCCACCGUGUUCCGAUGGACAGGGGGCGGGAAGGAAGUUUACUUAUCGGGGUCCUUCAACAACUGGAGCAAGCUGCCCCUCACGAGAAGCCACAACAACUUUGUCGCCAUCCUGGACCUGCCUGAGGGCGAGCACCAGUACAAGUUCUUUGUGGACGGUCAGUGGACACACGACCCAUCUGAGCCCAUCGUGACCAGCCAGCUGGGCACCGUUAACAACAUCAUUCAGGUGAAGAAAACGGACUUUGAAGUCUUCGAUGCUCUAAUGGUGGAUUCCCAGAAGUGCUCUGAUGUGUCUGAGCUGUCCAGCUCCCCACCUGGCCCCUACCACCAGGAGCCCUAUGUGUGCAAGACAGAAGAGCGGUUUAAGGCCCCGCCCAUCCUGCCCCCCCACCUGCUGCAGGUCAUCUUGAACAAGGACACGGGCAUUUCCUGCGAUCCUGCUUUGCUCCCGGAACCCAACCACGUCAUGUUAAACCACCUCUACGCACUUUCCAUCAAGGACGGGGUGAUGGUGCUCAGUGCGACACACCGGUACAAGAAAAAGUACGUCACCACCUUACUCUACAAGCCCAUAUGACAGUGGGGAACAGGCAGUACGUCCCAGAGAACCGACUCCAGGCACGCCUGCCUCCCUUCCUCGGGGGACAAGGGCCGUCAGUUCUCUUGCUCUAAAACAUUUCCCACCUGCUCUCGCCCGGCUGGAGGGUUCGACCCAGACUCCGCAGCCCAUAGCUCCUUCCUGGUACCUCUUGGGGUCUGCCAGCGCUCUGGCAUCAGGGCAGAAGGGGGAGAAGCAGGCACCCCACACCGAAGCCCGAGUUCAGCCGAUGCCUCUGUACGGCGGGAACAUGCGUGGAGAUUUUUCUUCUGAAGCCAAAAAAAUAAAAAUGAGCACCAGCUGACCCGCUGGUGGAAAAACACCCGCAGAAAGAGACAAGCUAGCCGGCAUUUCUGAGUGACUCGUUUUUCUCAGGCUACCAGCCUGGCCCCACAAGCAGCUGACCUAGGGGGCCCCAGCAAGCAAGCUUUUUGAGGUCCAAGCAAUAGAUUGUCCCCCGCACUCUGCACCAGGGAACAUCGUUUCUAUAGAAGUUAGGCUCUGAUCACCAAAUGGGAGUUUGACGAUUGUUUCUAAGACUUUUGUGAACUCAGUACUUUUUUUCUUGAACACAACUCUCCGUGACGGACUUGCCCCGCCUUGGGUAACUUGGCAGUGCCCCUGUGUAGACCGUAGACUCCAGAGCCCGUCAGCCGUGCCCAGCAAUAAUUUGUUCCCAGAACAAACUGGAAACCGGCUCCGCCUUGCUCUGUUCAGCUGGCUGGCCCUGAAGACCCAGUGGCCGGUCACCUGACCUUUAUUCUACCUUUUAUGUCCUGAGGUGACCUGCCCCCCUCGAAAACUCGAGCAAAGCCCCCCCUCAUGCCAGCCAGCCUCUGCCCACCCUGCUCGGGGCCUCAGUCCCUCCUUAGCAGAGAAGCUCCAGCACUUGUUGCUGCUCACCUUGAAGGGGGGUAGGGGCUGGAUGGUCGCUUACUCUGUCAGGAGACCCCACCUCCCCGCCCCGUGGACCAAAGCCGCCUUCUUGAUCUUGUCACUCGGCCUCACUGCAGGGAGACACUGUCCCCAUGUGGCUCGGGGACAACUAGAUCGGGGGACCCUUCUUUUGUUACUCUUUUCAGAACACUGGUUGACCCACUCACUUUGCCGUGUAGGUCUCAAUAAAGCUUUGUAAAGAA